Molecule: messenger RNA, 1269 nt
Organism: Polypterus senegalus (gray bichir)
Lineage: Eukaryota; Metazoa; Chordata; Cladistia; Polypteriformes; Polypteridae
Product: claudin-4-like
Exons: 2
Coding region: 121-753 (210 amino acids)
Biological process (GO): cell adhesion; bicellular tight junction assembly
Cellular component (GO): plasma membrane; bicellular tight junction
Molecular function (GO): structural molecule activity
Source: RefSeq, a predicted model, not a curated record
UUAAAUCCCAGUAACUGGAGGGCCAGAGAGGAGACAUCUGACAGAAGUCCAGAGAGAUUCACGUCUCAGUCAGAAAAGAAGACCAGAAACUCGUCGGCUUAGCAUCCAGCUAUUCAAAACAUGGCACUUCAGUCAGUAGGCAUAUCCUUGUCUAUGGUUGGACUGGCCGGCACCAUCGCAAUCUGUGCAAUGCCAAUGUGGAGGGUGACAGCAUUCAUUGGAAACAACAUUGUGGUGGCCCAGGUGUUUUGGGAGGGUCUCUGGAUGAACUGUGUGUACCAGAGCACAGGCCAGAUGCAGUGCAAGAUGUAUGAUUCCCAGCUGGAUUUGUCUCCUGAUCUUCAGACUGCCCGUGGUUUGGUGGUCAUCAGUAUAGUCAUGGCCUGUCUUGGAUUCCUGAUCUUUGUAGUGGGUGCCCAGUGCACCAACUGUCUAGAAAAUCAGCGUGCUAAAGCCACAAUUGUGGUGGUGUCUGGAGUCACCUAUGUCCUCACCGGCAUUACAACACUAGUACCAGUGUGCUGGACAGCAAACACUAUCAUCCGUGACUUCUACAACCCUCUGGUACCUAACGCUCUCAAGAAAGAGCUAGGUGCUGCUCUCUAUGCUGGUUGGGCAACAGCAGCCUUCUUGCUAAUUGGAGGGGCCAUGUUGUGCUGGACCUGCCCUCCAGAAAAAGAGCAUUACCCCAUGAGGUACACACCUGCCAAGCCAAAUACUGUCAACAGCUACAUUUCCCAAAACUAUGUCUGAGCCUCUCGUCCCCUUUCUUGCCACCAGCUCUAUCCCACCAGUUGAAUUAGACUGAAGAGAACUCUUGCUUCCUUUCUGAUCUCUUAAUUACUUCUGCAUGUCACUCUGCUGCUGUCAAUCACUUUGAGGACAUUGUUCAGCUGACGGAUACUCCUUUACUCAGAUUGUAAGAGUCUCCAGAUAGGCUGAAUUCAUUUAUUUUCUUGAGAGUCUACUAAUAUUGUCUACCUCGUGCAGACUAACAAAGGCCUUGGCUUUGUCACCCUGAGUACAAGCGAACAAUCCCAGCACGUAAGAGUGAUGGUCCUCUGAAUGCCAGUCUCCACUGCCCCACUUUUCAUUAAAGCUGUUACUCUUCCUGCCUCCUUUAUCUGAGUUUUAUCAGUUUUAUUAUCAAAUUUACAAAGCAAAAGCAAUUGACUAUAUUAAACCACAGCCCUAGACAGUCUAUAGAUCUCUUAAUUUGUUCUUUUAUUUUUGUAUAGUUUAAUAGUUAUUGGUACUUUUAUACAUGUA